AUGGCCACGGAGUGCAAGGACGUUGGUCAGAGAUACAAGCUGGAAGUGCAGGAGUUAGUGACGGUGCAGGAAGGUCUGUGUGUUCUUGUGCCGUGCGAACUCAGACAUCCAUACUCCUUUAAAAGCUUUGGCUCCUGGUUCCGUACAGAGGCUGACCCAUAUCAUGACUCUCCUGUGGCCACCAACAACCAGAUGAAACUAGUGCAGAAGGACACCAAGGGGCGAUUCUAUAUACUCCAGGACCCACUGAAAAAUAACUGCUCCCUGGACAUCAGAGAUGCACAGAAGGGUGACAAUGGCUCAUACUUCUUCCUGCCAGAAGGAUAUAAAACAUGGAAUUACUGUAAGAACCUCUCAGUAGUGCAUGUGACAGCCCUCACCCACACCCCCCACAUCAACCUCCCAAUGACCCUGGAUGCUGGCCAUCCCAGCAACCUGACCUGCUCAGUGCCCUGGGCCUGUGAGCGGGGGACACCCCCCAUCUUCUCCUGGAUGUCAUCUGCUCUCAUCUCCACCGGCCCCAGGACCACGCUCUCCUCAAUGCUGACCCUCAUGCCCCGGCCCCAGGACCAUGGCACCUACCUUACCUGUCAGGUGACCUUCCCUGGAGCUGGUGUGACUGUGGAGAGGACCAUCCAGCUCAAUGUCACCUGUGAGUCAGGGACAAAAGCAGCAACAGAAGAGCUCCUGGGAGUGAUUGGGGGCAUUGGUGUUACAGCUCUGCUCGCCAUCUGCUUCUGCCUCAUCUUCUUCAUAGUGAAGUCUCACAGGAAGAAAGCAGCCAGGACCAUGGUGGACAUGAACUACAGAUCCCCAGCCUCCCAGGGUCAACAGAAAGACUCCAAUUUUCACAGACCUGCUGAGCACCCAAGCUCUUCAAGGGAGUCCCCUGCCUUAGGGAUGGAGCAGGACCUACACUAUGCCACCCUCAACUUUCAUGGGGCAAGGACUUGA
Jaculus jaculus (lesser Egyptian jerboa) is the source of this 954-nucleotide messenger RNA. Its product is annotated as myeloid cell surface antigen CD33-like. Gene Ontology annotation, molecular function: sialic acid binding. Gene Ontology annotation, biological process: cell adhesion. Lineage: Eukaryota; Metazoa; Chordata; Mammalia; Rodentia; Dipodidae. The transcript is spliced from 5 exons. Bases 1 to 954 code for a protein of 317 amino acids. The record is from RefSeq and is a predicted model, not a curated record. Gene Ontology annotation, cellular component: plasma membrane.